AUGCUGGUUUCCAUAGUAACGCUGCUCUCCCGUCUGCCCUCUCUUGCUGCCACUAUGGAAGCGAAGUUUUCCGCUCCUGCCGAAAACAAAGCUACGAUUCUGAGACUACGGAGGAUGAGACGACCGAGCCCCAGCUGGAGACCAAAGAAGGCAGGCAGCAGGACAAGGCCGGGCGCAAGGGACAAACAGACGCUGGCAUUAAAGAAUCGCUGGAAAGCCAAGUGUGACAAAGAUGUAAAAAAGGAGAGAGAUCAUUGGGAAGACAAAAUUGAAGCCAAAGAUGAAUAUAUUCAGCGUCUAGAAGACCAACAUUUCACAAAAAAUGAAUACCUAUGCAAUACUGCAGAAAUAUACGAAGAUCAUGUCCAGUCCCUUUUGAAUACCCUCAAUCUGAGGAUAGAGCAGAGCAACUCUCUGCAAAAGCACCUCAAUGAUCAGCUGAAAGAGGAAAUAAAGGCCAAAACUGCAGCACAGCAAGAGACGGUGCAGCUGCAGAAACAGAGGGACAAGCUUCAAGGAAAACUGGUGACUCUCACAUCUAUCCUGGACCACAAGAGGCGUGCAAACCAAGAGGCCAUGGAGAAGAAUGAGGCCAUCAACAAUCAGGUGAAAGAGGAGGCAAAGGCCAAAACUGCGGCACAGAGAGACGUGGAGCAGCUACAGAGAGAGAGAGACAAUCUCCAAACUAAAGUGUUGUCUCUCACAGCCGCCCUGGACCAAGAGAGUCAUGAAAAGGAACAACUGCAGGCCAAAGUGCAGGAGAAGGAGAGGACAAUAGACUCUCUCACAGCCGAUGUUUCAUCUUUAAGAUCUGAUUUGAACAAGGAGAAAGCUACAUCUCGGGACCUUCGUCACCGCUUUUGUUCACACUGA
This is a messenger RNA of Knipowitschia caucasica, 873 nucleotides long. NCBI's taxonomy places the organism in Eukaryota, Metazoa, Chordata, Actinopteri, Gobiiformes, Gobiidae. The record is from the annotation of a GenBank genome assembly.